Messenger RNA from Cryptomeria japonica (Japanese cedar), 1280 nucleotides. RefSeq names its product cytochrome b561 and DOMON domain-containing protein At5g35735. The record is from RefSeq and is a predicted model, not a curated record. The transcript has 2 exons. NCBI's taxonomy places the organism in Eukaryota, Viridiplantae, Streptophyta, Pinopsida, Cupressales, Cupressaceae. The coding region runs from base 338 to 1075 and encodes 245 amino acids.
AGAUUGGUAACAAAUGAUCUGGUAUGAAAGUAAUCAAUUUUCGUACCAGAUAGGCGGGCAAAAUGGAAAGAGAGCUGUUAACAAGAGUUGUCGAAUGAAGCCAAGUCAAAAAAGAAACCUUGAAUCCUCUUACCUAGUCAAAUGAGAAGUGAUCUGCAAGAUGAGAUAAAAUCAUGAAAAUCAGUUCUUGCCUUUACUAUCCCACUCCCAUAUGAAAAUUCGGGACUUCCAUUGAAAAGUUCAGCAGUGUUCUACUUUUUAACCUUCUCCAAAGCACCCACAAAUCUACCAUUAUUCCUCUUCUUUGAAACUCCUUCACAUUGUGGUUUAGUUUAACAUGGGGGAGUGGAGGACGAUGACGCUGCAGAUAAUGGUGAUGCUGCUCAUAAUGGUGGUGCGGGUGAGCUCUGAAGCCACGGUAAAGUCGUGUGAGACAACGGUGGAAUCUCAAACCUUUGGAAAGUGCAGGUACUUUUCGCUUCUUGAAUCGACGCUUUGGUGGACAUACGACACAGAUAAAAACUCCAUGGAUUUCGCCUUCCGAACAAAGCCAGCAAGCAAAGGCGGAUGGGUGGGGUGGGGCAUAAAUCCCAACACCACAGGCAUGGUGGGCACCCAAGCAGUGAUCGCCUUCCAGCACUCCAACGGCAGCAUGGUGGCCAUGACUUACAAUGUCGUCAAGCCCCCCAACGAGCAGGAGCCUUCUGCACUCUCAUUCCCCGUCUCCAUCAUCAACUCCACCAUUAACGACGGCACCAUCACAAUAUUUGCUUCGCUUGUUUUGCCCUCCAAGAAGACGGCGGUGAGCCAUACAUGGCAGGUGGGUGGCGAAGUGAAAGGCGUGGUUCCACAGUCACACCCCUUGGCUCCCGCAAACCUCAAUAGCUUUGGUCCUCUCGAUCUCCUCUCUGGCGUCACCGCCCCAGCUGGUCCUGUUGGUGCAAUGCCGCCCACCACAAAAACUACUCCUCCUUCCACUCCAGCCUCCUCAUCAAACUCUGCUAUCCACCUCAGCCUUCCCGUUCUUGCUUUCUCCUCCUCUCUCUUUCUCUGCUUUUUGCUUCACUUGAGGUGAAUUCUAUCAACUAGUCCUCCUCCUACUCCAGCCUUUCAUCAAACUCUGCUAUUCACACCAGUUUUCCCUUUCUAGCUUUCUCCUCCUCUCUUUCUCUGCUUUUUGGAUUCACCUCUUUCUGUGAAAGAAAAAUUUAACCUCAACAUGAUUCUCCAUGUCAUUUGUAGCCGUUUUUUCUUAUUAUAAUAAUGAUAAUUUCGUGUUU